AUGCAAUUCUUCAAGCCACUUUCCAUUUUGGCCAUUGCUACUCAAGCCUUAGCUGAAGUCACUAGAUACCAGUUCUUUGUCAAGUCAGAUAACAAGGAGAUUGAUGGUCACGGUUUGUACCACAUUAAAGAGAUUGAUCCUGUUGAGUAUUAUUUCAUUUCCAACAACAACGCUGACACUGCUGCUUCUGUCGUUGAGUACGAUGACGUGCAGCAAGAAUUCUUUGUUGAAGUAAAGCCGGGUAUCAAAGAGUUUGUUAGAAAUGUGGGAGACAUUUUGCAGUUUAGACCAGGACCACCAUUGAAAGCUACAAUCGGUGACGGUGGUAUUCUUUCCUUCACCGGUAGUGACUCAUUGUUCGCAAAGAAGGACAUUCAUGACCCUAACGACUACUCUAAGAACAAUUUUGCUGUUCUUAUUGGCGGUCAAGGUGAUGGAAUUCCAUUCACUAUUGAAGCAAGGGAAUACGCUGACUGA
Messenger RNA from Lodderomyces parapsilosis, 477 nucleotides. RefSeq lists its product as uncharacterized. The record is from RefSeq and is a predicted model, not a curated record. Lineage: Eukaryota; Fungi; Ascomycota; Pichiomycetes; Serinales; Debaryomycetaceae. Bases 1 to 477 code for a protein of 158 amino acids. The transcript has a single exon.